Equus quagga is the source of this 1171-nucleotide messenger RNA. RefSeq names its product actin, cytoplasmic 1-like. Gene Ontology annotation, biological process: cell motility; axonogenesis. The record is from RefSeq and is a predicted model, not a curated record. The transcript has a single exon. Gene Ontology annotation, cellular component: synapse; NuA4 histone acetyltransferase complex; axon. Bases 12 to 1139 code for a protein of 375 amino acids. Gene Ontology annotation, molecular function: protein kinase binding; nucleosomal DNA binding. NCBI's taxonomy places the organism in Eukaryota, Metazoa, Chordata, Mammalia, Perissodactyla, Equidae.
CGCAGCUAGCCAUGGAUGACGACAUGGCCGCGCUCGUGGUCGACAACGGCUCCAGCAUGUGCAAGGCCGGCUUCGCGGGCGACGACGCCCCUCACGCCGUCUUCCCCUCCAUCGUGGGGCGCCCCGGGCACCAGGGCGUGAUGGUGAGCAUGGGCCAGAAGGACUCAUACGUGGGCGACGAGGCCCAGAGCAAGAGGGGCAUCCUGACCCUCAAGUACCCCAUCGAGCAGGGCAUCGUCACCAACUGGGACGACAUGGAGAAGAUCUGGCACCACACCUUCUACAACGAGCUGCGCGUGGCCCCCGAGGAGCACCCCGUGCUGCUGACCAAGGCCCCCCUGAACCCCAAGGCCAACCGCGAGAAGAUGACCCAGAUCAUGUUCGAGACCUUCAACACCCCGGCCUUGUACGUGGCCAUCCAGGCCAUGCUGUCCCUGUACACCUCUGGACGCACCACCGACAUCGUGAUGGACUCCAGUGACGGGGUCACCCACACUGUGCCCAUCUACGAGGGGUACGCCCUCACCCACGCCAUCCUGCGUCUGGACCUGGCUGGCCGUGACCUGACGGUCUACCUCAUUAAGAUCCUCACGGAGCGUGGCUACAGCUUCACCACCACGGCCAAGCGGGAAAUCGUGCGUGACAUCAAGGAGAAGCUCUGCUAUGUCGCCCUGGACUUCGAGCAGGAGAUGGCCACCGCGGCCUCCAGCUCUUCCCUGGAGAAGAGCUACGAGCUGCCCCACGGCCAGGUCAUCACCAUUGGCAACAAGCGGUUCCGGGCCCCCGAGGCCCUCUUCCAGCCCUCCUUCCUGGGCAUGGAAUCCAGUGGCAUCCACGAAACUACCUUCAACUCCAUCAUGAAGUGUGACGUCGACAUCCGUAAGGACCUGUACGCCAACACAGUGCUGUCGGGUGGGACCACCAUGUACCCAGGCAUCGCCGACAGGAUGCAGAAGGAGAUCACCACCCUGGCUCCCAGCACCAUGAAGAUCAAGAUCAUCGUGGCCCCUGAGCGCAAGUACUCCGUAUGGAUCGGCGGCUCCAUUCUGGCCUCAUUGUCCACCUUCCAGCAGAUGUGGAUCAGCAAGCAGGAGUACGACGAGUCUGGCCCCUCCAUCGUCCACCGCAAAUGCUUCUAGGCGGACUGUUAGUGCGAUCCACCCUUUCUUGA